Messenger RNA from Branchiostoma floridae (Florida lancelet), 1786 nucleotides. RefSeq names its product anaphase-promoting complex subunit CDC26-like. The coding region runs from base 122 to 430 and encodes 102 amino acids. The record is from RefSeq and is a predicted model, not a curated record. NCBI's taxonomy places the organism in Eukaryota, Metazoa, Chordata, Leptocardii, Amphioxiformes, Branchiostomatidae. The transcript has a single exon. Gene Ontology annotation, cellular component: anaphase-promoting complex. Gene Ontology annotation, biological process: protein K11-linked ubiquitination; anaphase-promoting complex-dependent catabolic process; regulation of mitotic cell cycle.
AUCCCCAUAGUUUGUGAUUGUAUCAGCCAUGUUAAAGGUGAAAGGUUAUUCUGUAUUUCGGCGGGAGAACGAAUGACAUUUUUGCACUGAGGCAAAAUUUGACGAUUUUUCAGCCCACAAAAUGAUCAAACGAAAGCCCACACGCAUCGAGCUGAAGCUGGACGACUUGGACGAGUUCGAGGCGGUGAAGAAGGAGGUUGAAGAGCGGCGGAAACAGCGGAACGCCGAGCUGCUUGGGCUCGGGGCACAGGGGGAGGGCGCCGCCGAGACCAACGGGGACGCCUCGCCGCCGUCCGGGAAAACUAAGGCCGAUAAAAUCAACGAGAGAAUCGGGUAUGACCCGACUCCUGUACCGGACGCUACGGCGAGAGUCGGCACGUUACCCUCACCACCACCGCCGCCUGCAGCCGGACAACCACCGCCGAGAUAGCCCACAGGGAACGUGGACUUGGUCAAGAUGACGACAUGCAAAAAUGAUGAUUUUGGAUUGAAGCAUUGGACCACCUCUAGCCUGGUAACCACAGCACCGUGAGCUCUCUGGGAUCUGUGCGGUGUUAGCAGUGUUGCCGACCCGCCUAGUUCAUAAGCACAAGCCGGGGACUUUUUUACGGGGUUGGUUUCAAUUACUAGUACUUUGCUCACGGUGUUUAUGAAUGCCGAUUGGAAAGCUUAAAGAUAUGAAAUUUGCUUAGUAGGACUUUUGUCAGGCCGUUUUGACUGGUUACCGGAUAAGAGGACACCGGACUUGUUGUACACCAUUCAGGACAGCGCCGGAUAUGAUAUGAUAAUUUUUUUUUUUUUGGUGACACCUCAGGUGCGGAGGCUUGCUCAUGGAUUUGCAACACUAUGGCUGAGACAUUUUUGAAUUAACUAAGGACAUGUACAUCAUCAUGAACCAUCAGAAUUUGUCACUACUCAUGAUAGAUAACAGCCAGCCAGUUUUAUAACACAACAAUAGUAUAAAGUCUCAUAUGCAUAUACAGUACACUUUACUUUUACCAGGUAAUCAAAUACAAAUAUUGUGCCAUAUGCAGUAAUCUAUGUUUCACAGCCAGGGUGCCAUCCUUUAUGAGUGUGUCUCUUUAUGCAUCCUCACCUGUGUAUGCAAUAGAAUGUUAUAUAAUUCUAGGCAAGUUUAUUUUUAAUAUAGUCUGUCACUGACAAACCAAGAUUUAGCCUGGAAUCCAGCCUUGUUUGCUUUGUUCCGUGGCCACUACCAUUUGGGAGCAGACCAAAGCAAACAAGGCUGAUCUCCAGGCUAAUCAAGAUUGCGGCAAGAUUGCAGUUUUCCUCAGAAGAAUAAUUUGAUCAUUUAUUUGAUAUCAGAACAAUAAAUGUUAUGAGCUAAUCUUGAAACCAUUAGAGAAACAUGGCAAGUAUGGCUUCAUACACUGGUCAAGCAUGUGUGAGUACCAAGUUUAUGUUAAGAUAUAGAGGGAUAAUAUCAAUGUUUGUUGAUAAUGUACAUAGCUUGUUUGGCAAUAAAGUACAUUUUUGUAUCUACGUAGACUUCAAGACUUUUCUGACUUAUCUGCAAUCAGUACAACUUUGGACUAAUCUACAAUCAGUGACUAGAUCAUGAUGAUGGAUGAAUGUUGUUAUGUGGCUGAUUUCUGUACUUUAUUUUUAGUUACUGUCUCACGUACUUCCGUACUAGAAACAACAAUAACGUUACAUAGAUAAUAGGUUUAUGUAGGUAGGAAUAAUGAGAACAUAGACGUGGAUUUCCAACAGUUUGUACUUUCAUUCGUCUCCAGAAUAAAAAUAAAAUCAAGUUCUGAUCUAA